Molecule: messenger RNA, 971 nt
Organism: Pyricularia oryzae 70-15
Lineage: Eukaryota; Fungi; Ascomycota; Sordariomycetes; Magnaporthales; Pyriculariaceae
Exons: 4
Coding region: 108-662 (184 amino acids)
Source: RefSeq, a predicted model, not a curated record
CUACCGAACCUUGAAAUACAGAACAGAGUUUCAUCCUCCCCUCUCUUCUUUCCUCUGUACAACCAACACUUCUUAGGAGCUCGAUCUACGCUAGUAUACUCGUCAACAUGGCAGAACGUUCACUCAUUUUCUCGCCUGCUCCGUACCAUAUAAUCUCAUAUGGCACGCUACUGGGGACCACCUUUUUCCAGUCUUUCGUCAAUGGAAUAGUUGCAUUCAGAGCGUUGCCGAGACCGCAGUUCUCGAUUCUUCAACAGAAGAUAUUCCCAGUUUAUUUCGUCAUUCAAUCGGUGCUUCCAGUCACACUCGCCUUGACUUGGCCUGGAUCCAGGAAUGGUCUCCUGAGUACGGCAUCGGGCAUCGCCGGUGUACUUGAUGAGCAAAACCGCUGGGGCGUGCUGGUGCCUAUAGGCACCAUGUUUGUAACAGGUGUAGCGAAUUUGCUUUGGUUGCUUCCGGCGACAACAGGAUGCAUGUUGGAGAGACGGGUGCAGGAGAAGAAGGAUGGGAAACGUAGUUACGAUCCCGCUCCUCACUCAGAGGAGAUGAAGGCACUGAACAAGAAGUUUGGCAUCCUUCACGGCAUAUCAUCGCUGCUGAACCUCGGCACUUUUAUCGCCCUCAUUUGCUAUGGCUUCACUUUGGCAGGCCAUCUGCACUGAAGUAUAACCAUGCAACAAGCUAAGGGUACCCAUCAGACUAUCUUGUGUUGGACGUAUUUGGUGAUGAAACUUUUACAGGAAUGGAACAAUAUCUAAGUGUUGUUGCCGUGUUGACAAAUAUUAUAAGAGCUGCUCAAUUUACCUAUGACAUAGCAUAGCAGUCGGCUGUCAUGAUGAUAAUGCAAAUGCUAUUAUUCUAUAUGGGUAUAUCAGACCUCAUGGCAAACUUAGCCAGAUCCAAAUCAACAAAAUCCAAAAAGGGCUGCGGAAUUUAACAGAUGUCUUCCUCUGCCAUUGCUUGAAACCGAU